AUGGAUAACAAAAAGGCAGCAGAAGAUCUGACUGAUUACUUCAAAACAUACUUUGGGAACAAUCUUCAGAAAGUGUUACUGUAAGUGCAUGACUAGUAUAGAACACCCUCAGGAUUUUAAUGAUGAUGUUUUAUCUUUGGGGUAUGCUCCUUACCAAUAUAAACACUGAAUGAAACUGUACAUUUACACAAUAAAUUACACUGAGUUGUUGUUGUUGUUUACCAGGAAAGCUCCCCUGUCCACUGAUGAUGUCUUGGCUCCCACCAUUCGCCUCAUCAGGAAGAGAAGAGAGGAGCUGGACAUACACAAGGCCAUGGAGGCCCUUCAAGAGGUGAUACACAUGGGCAUGCACACACACGAACACACACACACACGUGCACACACACUGACCUCUGGCCCUUUGGCCGCUACUCCUGUGUGUGUCUCUAUCAGGACUUUGACAUGAUCCUGAUGGCCCAGCGUGUCAGAGAUAAAGAGCUGAAGGAGAGGGAGGUUAAGUUAAAGGAAUACCUCAGGAACUUCGACACAUUUCUCCAGGUAACCUCCUCUAGGUUGAGAGGUCCGGUAGUAGGACCUUAGUAGUAGGACCUCAACCUAUUAAUAUUUUCCAUUGAACUCAGAGACAGGAGUUCCACACCAUACAAACUGUUUCUACUAACCAAUCCCCUCCUGCCUUUCUCAGGAGAAUAAAUUGAAAAAACGUCAGUGCGUUGAAGAAAGCGGUGAAGGAGAGAGAGCUAGCUCGUCAGAAAGCAGCAAACCUACUCAUCCUGAGACAGGAGCUCAAGGCUCUCACUAAAGAGAGAGAAAAGAUUGCUGCUCUCGUAGAGAAACAUGAAAUCUACCCCCGCUUUCUAGAUAAAGUGGUCAUAGCCAGCAAACAGGUAAUGAGAGAUAUGAUAAGAUGGAAGAGACCAUCUCCCCGUAGAGGGGUGUCAGGUUUGUAUAGUUGAGGAGGCAGUGUGAGCUAAUUCUCUGGUCUGGUGUUGGCUUGGUGGUACUGGCACUGAUACUGAGAUUUCUAAGACUCUCCAUGGGUUUGUAACGUAUUUAAUGGAAAUAACUUCCAUUAUUAAGCCAUUGAGAGAAGCAUGUGGUAGAAAGUCAGGUCAGGUCAGGGGUGGCCAAUCCUAUUCAUAAGGAGAGCUACUGGGUUAAACUAAUAAGCUGCACAUCAGGAUGUUUAAUAGUUGAAUCAGGUGUUUUAGUUAGAGCAGGGCUGGAACAAAAGCCUACACACCCAGUAGCUCUCCAUGAAGAGCAGUAGCUCUCCAGGAGGAGGAUUGGCCAUCCCUGACCUAACCUGACCCUCAGUCUAAUAGGGAUGGGUAGUGUUAGCACCCCUAACCUAGAGUAAUUAUCAACCCAAAGUCAACCAUUUUGUGAACAUUAUUCUAACAGUGUUAGAAUCCUCUCAGUUCCAGGAGGUGUGGCAGGUGAUGUCCAGGUUGGACACUCUGGUCCAGAUCAGGGAGGAACUACUGACCAGCACCAAGCAGAACCAGGAGUGUUGUGAGACGGCCCGGACCCAGCUGACCCAGUACCUGGAGCAGAGCGAAGACAGCUGCACUACAACAACAGGCUGGCCCAGCUACAGAGCAUUCUGGACGGAGCACGCAGUGAGACCAUGCUAUGGGUGAGGGGAUAACAGUCAACAGACAUUACAUGUGGCUGUGCAGCCCAAUGCGGGAUCAGCAUGGUUUUACCAUUUUUAUUUAUUUAACCUUUAUUUCGACAGGGAGUCAUUCUGAGACCUAGGUGUCUUUCAUAGAUGAGCCCUGCACACACAUCAAUAUACACUACACACAUCACUAUACACAUUAAUAUACACAUCAAUAUUUACACCAAUACACAAAAAGCUAAACACAAUCAUAGAAAACAAACAGUAAAAAGGACCUCAAUCAGCCUUUUGUAUUGCCCUAGAGGCACCAAACUUCAGAGAGCCUUGGAGACCAUUUCACAAGCAAGGUGCAAAAAAACUAAAAGCAGAUUUAUCUAACUCAGUGGAGAUCGAGAGUUAGCCAUACCUGAGACUGGGUCUGGAAUCUCAUACGUCUGUAAGUUAACAAUGAAGUAAGGUACGGCGGAAGUUCAUGCAGGAGGGCUUUAUAAACAAAAAGAGUGCAUUGCAUCGAUCUACAGACUUCAAAGAAGGCCAGCCUACUUUCUGAUACAGAAUGCAGUGAUGUGUACUGAACCUAUUGUCCGUAAUAAAGCAUAGUGGCAGCUGCAUUCAUAUAGACAAUAACCGGUAUGAAUGUUGACAGAAUUAUUUGUUUACUGCUAUUUAAUGAAAGGCAUGACUUAUUCCUGUAAAAGAAGCUCAUUUUAAUUAUUAAUUUCUUAACUAACUCAUCAACAUGAUAGCAUUUCGUCAACCCAGAUACCCAGAUAUUUAUAUGCGGUGACACAAUCAAUGAGAGCACGAUCCAAUGUACAUAUGCAUAAAUAAUCCGAUACAUUUUUACGUGAUUUAGAGCAUAACCAAGGCUUUCUACAAAGCAAUGAAGGCAGAGCCUGGUCAGCCGUGGGGGCAACAGCAUACACAACAGUGUCAUCUGCAUACAGUUGUAUGUAAAACAUUUUUUUUACAGAUAGACCAACAUUGUUUAUAUAGACAGUAAAAUGUACAGGACUAAAAUCGAUCCCUGUGGGACACCUUUCGUAAUAUGAAGGAAACCUGACUCAACAUCAUCAGAAAAAAACAAGUUGUUGCCUCCCGAGUGGCGCAGUGGUCUAAGGCGCUGCAUCGCAGUGUUGCGGCAUGACUACAGCCUGGGGUUCGAUCCCAUCCUCCGGGUGAAGCGAAGGUAGAGUAAUGCAUCCUCCGGGUUAAGCAAGCGGGUGUUAAGAAACGCAGCUUGGCGGGUCAUGUUUCGAAGGAUCCAUGACUCGACCUUUGCCUCUCCCGAGCCUGUUGGGGAGUUGCAGGGAUGAGACAAGAUCGUAAUCACGAAAUUGGGGAGAAAAAGGGGGUAAAAUACACCUUGUGUGUAAAGUAAUGUUUUAACCAAUUACAUGACACCUUAUCCAUUCCGAUUGCAGACAAUCUUUGAAUCAGUAAAGAGUGGUCAACAGUAUGGAAAGCCAUCGAUAAGUCAAUAAAGAGGGCAGCACAGUGAAACCAGACGGGUGAACACUUAGAAUACAUCUUGUAGCUAGGAUGGAUCUAAGCUAACAGUUGAUUAAAGAUUCAAAAAUGGUUGCUAGGCAAGACAAUUUCGAGAUAGGGCGAUAAUUAUUUAGGUCGGAGGGGUCACCACCUUUGUGGAGAGGGAGCACAUGGGCCGCCUUCCAAAUCCUGGGGAUAGCACCAGAGAUAAGCAUCAGAUUAAAAAUAUGUGUCAAUGACUCCGCAAUCAGGGGAGCAGAAAGAUGCAGCCAGAAAGGAUAAAGCAAAUCAGCGGCAGUGGAUUUUUUUUUUUUACAUCAAUCUUAAGCAGGGCAUCUAGUAGAUCACAAAUAGAAAGUUGUUUAAAUGAAAACAAAGAUUCACUAGAAGUUGACUGAUCUUCCACCGAGCCAACUGGAGGCAGAGGGAAGAGUAGUCGACUGACUGACCAGGGUCAAUUUAACCACCAUUUCUUUCAAAUAAAAAAGCCUGCCGAGAUAAAAUGCUGAUUAAAAGCAUCACUUAUCUAAUUUUUCUCAGUAAUGAUGGGAGAGUCUGACACAACUUGCUUAAGCAGGGAAGGGGAUGGAAUUUCCACGCUUCAGUGCGCUAACUGUUUCCCAAAAUGUAGACAUGAGAAACACACAGACCAGUCUUUCCUUUCCUUUACCCCUCUGUCUCUCUCUCUUCAUGUGUUUGUCCCCUCAGGAGUCUCGGUGGGCUCACAUCCAGAACACGGCAACUACGAAGACCCUGCUCCUGAGCACCAUCAAGAUGGCCACCCUCAAC
Molecule: messenger RNA, 3901 nt
Organism: Coregonus sp. 'balchen'
Lineage: Eukaryota; Metazoa; Chordata; Actinopteri; Salmoniformes; Salmonidae
Source: the annotation of a GenBank genome assembly